Messenger RNA from Bursaphelenchus okinawaensis, 524 nucleotides. The record is from the annotation of a GenBank genome assembly. NCBI's taxonomy places the organism in Eukaryota, Metazoa, Nematoda, Chromadorea, Rhabditida, Aphelenchoididae.
AUGCUGUCUAGAAUCUUCACCCCAGCUCUUCGCUCCGUCCGCAACGCCGGACAUCACGCUCCAGCCCCAAACAAUGGUGCUACCUUGCCAGAUAUGGCCAAGUGGAAGCCACAAACUCCAACCAGCUUCAUUCAUGAUGGUUACGCUAUGUCUGUAAGUUUUUUAUUAAAAUCUUGUUGUUUUAGGUAUUACGAAUCGUUUUAGAGCCAAAUUUCAAUUUUAAAAGUUGAUUACGUUUUUAACGUUGAAGAUAUGAUAAUAUGUUUAAAGUUAGACGUAUAAGCCGUAAAUUUAUUGCCAUUUUGCAUAAAAUAAUGAAGAAAUUUUGAAUUUUCACCAACAAAUACCUAAUCUUCUAUUAUAACAUACAUUAACAACUUUUUUAAUUCAAAAUGUUUUAGAAAGUUCCAUUCAACGUCAGAAACCACCGUUUGUUCAUGCUGAAGGCCACCCUUUUCUUGGCUGUAGGCUUCUGGGCUCCAUUCAUCGUCGUCGAGUACCAACUCCGCAAGGCCAACCAAUAG